AACAAUCGGGAAGCCAAUCCAGCCCAGUUCACUCCAGCUUCACAGAGCAGGCGGCGGCCGGGCGAGCAGGCGACGGGCGGAGGCAGAAGCAGAGGAAGGCGGACGGGGGCACUCCGGUGUGCGGACGAGGAUCAGCCGGCGGCGCCUCAGCACCGGUGCCACCGCCAGCUGGCCCGACUGCUACCGCCGCUACAGCGGUCAAUAGGGAGCAAGAGUGCUCCCGCAGCUGCCUGGCUCGAUCGACCACCGCCGGCCUGGUCCUCUUCCUCCCUCCCGUGACCAACUGACCGCCGUCCUCCCGCUUACAGGAUUGAUUUUGUGGCACCGGAGAUUUUACAUUGGCCUACUCAGGAGUCAGGAGUGGUCAGACUAGCCAAGAUGUGCGACUCCUGUUUUCUGCCGUUCAAGCUUCACUAUGCGGAGAUGAAAAAGCUCGCCACCGGUGACUUCGUCCAGUCCGAUGUCAUCUCUGCCGGUGGGCACCUUUGGAGUAUUAGAUGCUAUCCACGCGGGAAGGGGGAGAUGGACGAUGACGACAGUGACAGCGAUGAUGAAGACGAGGUGGCGGCCGAUUAUCUUGCAAUCUACCUUAGGCAUAUGACCAACGCUAGAGGCAUCAAGGUGAUCUUUGAGGCUUUUGUCAUGGACAAGAACGGCGAGCCUUCUACUUCCCAUGCUCGUAGAGUCGUGCAUUUUUUCUCAUCCAAGGUCUCCAAGUCCUUGGGCUGGUCACGGUUCCUAAAGCGAAGAAACCUCGAGUCGCGCUACGUGGUCGAUGGGUGGGUGACGAUUGUAUGUGGAGUCAUCGUCGUGCCCGACGGCGAUCAUCUAACUGUGCCGCCCUCAGACAUAGGGAGCCAGCUUGGCCGACUCCUCGACUGUGCCGACGACGGUUCCGAUGUCUCCUUCAUCGUCGAUCGCACGACUUUUGCAGCCCACCGGGCCGUGCUCGCCGCCCGGUCACCGGUCUUCAAGGUGGAGCUAUUCGGCCCCAUGGCGGAGGCUAGCAUGUCGCACAUCCCAUUGGAAGACAUUGCGCCUGCAACAUUUAAAGUCUUCCUCCGGUUCAUCUACACCGACAUCUUGCCUGAGGAUGACAAGCUCGAGUUCGGUGACGAUGGUGACUCUCCUGUUGAGAUGUACAAGCAUCUGCUUGCCGUGGCCGACCGCUAUGCAGUGGAUAGGCUGAAGCUCAUGUGUGCCAAGAAGCUGUGGGAUAAUGUUUCGGCGGACACAGUAGCUGAAACUUUAUCUUAUGCUGAAACAUACAGCUGCGCUGAGCUGAAAACCAAAUGCAUUGCUUUCUUUGCGGAGGACAAGAACUUCAGGGAGGCCGUGUUAACUGAUGGUUUCGUCGCGUUGGUUCAGAAGUUCCCAGGAAUUAUUGCUGAGCUAAGGAAGAAGGCCAAGGACUAGAGGGAUUCCUUUCCUGAUGCCCGUGUGUUGCAAUUUACUAAUUCAGGUGUUCAUGUAUCGUUUGUCACCUGGUAUUUUCGUAUAUUGUCAAGCAUAUCCUGUACGUAUGUGAUGAGCUUGGAAAUCCUGGCAGCCUAAUCUUUUUGAACUCAUCUUCUUAUUUGCAUAUUGGUGUCACUCUUCUAUAUGUUUA
This is a messenger RNA of Brachypodium distachyon (stiff brome), 1609 nucleotides long. RefSeq names its product BTB/POZ and MATH domain-containing protein 1. Gene Ontology annotation, biological process: protein ubiquitination. Gene Ontology annotation, molecular function: protein binding. Bases 379 to 1416 code for a protein of 345 amino acids. The transcript is spliced from 3 exons. Lineage: Eukaryota; Viridiplantae; Streptophyta; Magnoliopsida; Poales; Poaceae. The record is from RefSeq and is a predicted model, not a curated record.